GGUGGCGCCGCACGGAGUUCGCCGCUUGUACCAGGACCGAUGCCAUCUGAGAUGCACGCGAUGCUGGCGACGCUGGCAAGGGUGGCAGCUCUGCGCAGAACCUGCCUCUUCUCCGGCCGGGGCGGCGGGAGGGGGCUGUGGACUGGCCGCCCGCAGUCAGAUAUGAACAAUAUAAAGCCAUUGGAAGGGGUAAAAAUUCUGGAUCUAACAAGAGUCCUGGCGGGACCUUUUGCUACUAUGAAUUUAGGAGAUCUUGGAGCAGAAGUUAUAAAAGUGGAGAGACCAGGAGCUGGUGAUGAUACACGAACUUGGGGGCCACCUUUUGUUGGGACAGAAAGUACAUAUUAUCUCAGUGUUAACCGAAAUAAAAAAAGUAUUGCUGUUAAUAUCAAGGAUCCAAAAGGGGUGAAAAUCAUCAAAGAGCUUGCAGCUGUUUGUGAUGUGUUUGUGGAAAACUAUGUCCCUGGCAAACUGUCUGCAAUGGGCCUGGGAUAUGAAGAUAUAGACAAGAUUGCUCCUCACAUCAUCUAUUGUUCCAUCACAGGGUAUGGUCAGACAGGUCCAAUUUCUCAGCGAGCUGGUUAUGAUGCUGUUGCCUCGGCUGUUUCUGGUCUGAUGCACAUCACAGGGCCUGAGAAUGGAGAUCCAGUUCGCCCAGGAGUAGCUAUGACUGAUCUUGCCACUGGCCUGUAUGCAUAUGGAGCUAUUAUGGCUGGAUUGAUACAAAAAUACAAAACUGGGAAAGGACUGUUCAUUGAUUGUAACCUACUGUCAUCCCAGGUGGCGUGUUUGUCUCACAUAGCUGCAAAUUAUCUUAUUGGUCAAAAGGAAGCAAAACGUUGGGGUACAGCUCAUGGCAGUAUUGUUCCUUACCAGGCUUUUAAAACCAAGGAUGGCUGUAUCGUAGUUGGAGCAGGAAAUAACCAGCAGUUUGCCACUGUGUGCAAGAUCUUGGAUCUGCCUGAGUUGAUUGAUGACUCCAAGUAUAAAACUAACCACCUUCGGGUACACAAUAGAAAAGAGCUUAUUAAAAUAUUAUCUGAACGGUUUGAAGAAGAACUGACCAGCAAGUGGUUACAUCUUUUUGAAGGCAGUGGAGUCCCAUAUGGCCCAAUCAACAACAUGAAGAAUGUAUUUGCAGAACCUCAGACAGAGUCUCACUCUGCCGCCCAAACUGGAGUGCAGCGGUGCAAUCUCAGCUCACGGCAACCUCCGCCUCCUGGGCUCAAGCGAUUCUCCUGCCUCAGCCUUCCGAGUAGCUGGAAUUACAGGCAUGUGCCACCAUGCCUGGCUAAUUUUUGUAUUUUUAGUAGAGAUAGGGUUUCACCAAAUUGGCCAGGCUGGUCUCAAACUCCUGACCUCAAGUGAUCUGCCCGCCUCGGCCUCCCAAAGUGCUGAGAUUACAGGCGUGAGUCACCGUGCCCAGCCCUCCUUUUAUAUUUCUAAGAAAAUUCUCAUGCGAAAUAAACUUCCUGAAGGUCUUACAUCACUCUGUGGUCACUAGUUUUGUUAUGUAUUCAUAAAACUAUAGAUUAGUAUAAUUUUUAGGCAGAGAGGACCUCAAAGUAUUAACUCUCCUGGUCCAUUAUCUACAGGAGGUAAGGGAUUAUCCCUGUUUUAUAAUUGAAGAGGUGACAUACAGAAUUCUAACUUUCCCAUGGUCACAUUUCUAGUGAUUAGAGUUUUAGGUUUAAAGAGUGAUUAAUCUUAAUAAAGAACUAUAAACAAUAUUAAUUAAUGAUUAUGAUUUAAGCAUUUCAUUUGAUUCUUUGCUUUAAGCAUUUCUCUAGGUUCAGGGUUUAAUACCAUCAUAUUUAAUAAUACUGCAAUAAUCCUGGUUAAUCUUAAAAUAGUCUCACUAGGGAACGUGUAAAUUAUAGGAUAUGUUAUUCUUUGAAUGAAUUUCAUCUACUAUUGUGGAAUUUGAGGUAAUGAAUCUGAAAACAGUUUGAAGGCUAUAAAGCACUUAACAAAUGUUAUUUUUUUCUUCUUUGUUUUCAUCUGUCAUUUGCUUGCCAUUUUCCUUAGAAUCUGGAGUAAUAUUCAUGCAUACAUUUGCAGAGAAAACUCAUAUCUGAUAUUUUU
Molecule: messenger RNA, 2085 nt
Organism: Symphalangus syndactylus (siamang)
Lineage: Eukaryota; Metazoa; Chordata; Mammalia; Primates; Hylobatidae
Gene: SUGCT
Product: succinyl-CoA:glutarate-CoA transferase
Cellular component (GO): mitochondrion
Molecular function (GO): succinate-hydroxymethylglutarate CoA-transferase activity
Source: RefSeq, a predicted model, not a curated record